Ilex paraguariensis (yerba mate) is the source of this 1284-nucleotide messenger RNA. NCBI's taxonomy places the organism in Eukaryota, Viridiplantae, Streptophyta, Magnoliopsida, Aquifoliales, Aquifoliaceae. The record is from the annotation of a GenBank genome assembly.
AUGUCGGAGCCCAGGGACCGGUUAAACAGGCCUGAAGACAUUUCGGUGAGGUUCAGUCGUCGAAGGAGGUCAAUCGGUAGUGGCAUCGGAAUCUUAGCUGAUGAACCAGAGAUAGGGUUGGGAACUCCGUUCCGGUGGGGUGAUACGGCAAUGAUGGGGACACGUAGACCGAUUGGAGUGGCAGCUACGCGAGCAAGAGGUGGUGGUGGUGUUGGGAGGGGUAGUUUGGGAACACCAAGAAUUGCAGGAAAUGGGCGUGGCCGGAAUAUUUACAGGUCGCCGGUGGCGGUAGUGGGUCAACAAAACAUGCCGCCGGGGGGACGUGGCGGGCUAGUUAUUGGUCGCGGCCGAGGACGAGGGAGGAGUGGCAGUGUGUUACCUUCUUGGUACCCGAGAACUCCUCUUCGUGACAUCACCGCUAUUGUGCGGGCCAUAGAAAGAACAAGAGCUCGCUUGAGAGAAAUGGAAGGCCAACAAAUUGAGAGUCCUAUACCCCAGGACCAGGCUGUUCUUUAUCCAUCUGUAACUAUAUCAGGUGCUCCACUUGAGCACGAUUUUUCUAUGAUUUCCCCAAAUCCAACAAUUGGAAUCAGGCAUUGUACACCAUCUGUUGGUAGAGUGCCCAAGAUAUUGCUUGAUGUCACCAAUCAGAAUGCAGGAGAAUCAGAUUUUCUCACACCCCAGAAGAAAUUGCUGAAUUCAAUCGACACAGUUGAGAAAGUUGUGAUGGAGGAGCUGCGUAAAUUGAAGAGGACUCCCACUGCUAAGAAGGCAGAGAGGGAAAAAAGAGUCCGCACUUUGAUGUCAAUGCGCUAAUCAACGUAUAUUUUGUUCUGAUUUCUUCAUCAACCAUGGUUGAUAGCAUAGAGAUUAAGGAUUUUGGAUGAAAGGAGAAUGGACCGACCUGCGUUGUAAGAUUGAUCAUCUUCUGAUGAUCUGUUGGGCUCUCGUUUGUUUCGAAAGAUAGUGCCAUUUUUCUAUUUCUACAUCUUCUUCACAUGUUAACUUCUACCCGAAGAUCUUACCUGAGGAUCACUAGGCGAUUUUGCUCAUAAUGUCAUCUGCUGAAGGUUUUGAUGUAGGAUUAGUAGAUACUUUUGUUUCCAGUUCCUUUCAUUUACCCAAGUUCUUGAUGUAGGAUUAUAGUGUGGCAUUGAACUGAUGUACAUAAAUGGCCAGAUUGCACUCUUUGUUUCAUUACUUGAUGAGGUCUUUUGCCCUUGUAACUGUUGUUCUUAAUAUGAUAAGGCAGUAGUCAUUCUAUCUUAAUAUGAUAACUCUGGG